AUGACUGACACGUUUGAGCACAACCACAGCAAGGUUGGUCGAAACGAAGUGGAACCGCCUUCGCGCCCCGGAAGCACCGAUUCACACCACGUCGACCUCAGAUAUCCGGAAAUCCCUCUACACCUUUCACUUGAUUCUCUGCUCGCGCAUUCGUCUUCCUCGUCCUCCUCCUCGUCCAGACCCUCAUCUACUCCCAACACCAUCAUGCAGCCGUCUGAUCCUGACCAAGGCUCGCUAGACGAUAGCUGGGCUUCUCUUGUGGACGUGGAAUCCUCGAACGAAGAUGACCUGCAGUCCGAGCAUACCGAUGUUGGAUCCCUCCUUGAUGUGCAUAGCUCAGAUGACAUUCAAAGCGUCUCUGACGGAGUCCAUAUCCAUGAUAUUGCGUCAUCAGACGAGGAGGGCCUUGAAGAUACUCUCACAGAGGAACUAGAUCGCCAACAAAAUAUGGACGUUCCGCAUGAGCGAGGAUUCAUCUACAACCAUCCGCCCCGCCCGCUUGUCCAAGCGACGUACUCGGAGAAAGAGGAUGAGGAAGCUCGGCAGGGUCCCAUCAGCACCUAUACAAUCAGUCGACUUCUCUCUGAGGAAGAGACUCGAAAACUGCCCCAUCGUGGUCAAAGUGAAGGCGAGUUCUCUAACUACUUCAGUGUCAUUCGAAUGCCUAUACUGGACAGUGGCCUAGACUUGGACGUCCACAACUAUUUCAAGGUUCUUCUACUGGGGCGACAUGUCGAACAGUUCAGGCCAGAGCUUCAGAGAAAACUCGGUGACGUCCUGGUUGCACGGCCGUUUCCCUCUCAUAAUGUCAGCCAAACAUCUGUUUCGAGAUACCAUCUGGUACCAAACACAUUUGGGCCCGGAGCAGAACCAGAUUUUGCGGACCUUGUUGCCAUCGACAAAUUGAUAGACUUUGAUUGCUAUGAUCUGGUUCAGUCCUCCAGUGGUCACGGCCAGCAAGAACAGUUGAUUCUUCGCAACAGUCAAACACACUCCGAAAUAGUUUCAAAGUGGAGUGGUUCCAGGUUUGUGGUCGGCAAUCCUCGUUGGACUCUUCCGGAUGUUGCGAUCAUCUGUGUCCAUCUCGAUGACGAGGGCAGCAUGAACAGUGACAGUCGCAAGAUGAUUUCCUUUGUGGAAAGACAAGGCAUCCCCAAGAUUCUGAUCCGGAUGGAUCGAGGCUGGGAUGGUGACUAUCAAGGUAGUGUGAACUCUGAUGCUCUGCACGAAUGUGUACAGACGCAACCCUCGCGGCCACAGUUGAUGCAGCACGAGUCCUCGCCAAAAUUGCCCCUGAAUAUGGCGGCCUUUUUGAACUUGGACGCUACCGUCCUUAACAGGCACAUUGCGUAUGCUGUCUUGAGCGCCGAGCAAACCCAAGCCCAGGAGGUCGAUGGGUUGGACUCGCUGUCGAAAGAGCCUCGCGAGAAGCCUUCGAGAACAUCCAGGCUUCUUCCAGCAGUUAAUACUCCACUCAUGAAGAAUGUCUUCGUCGUUCUUUACGUUGUCAGCAUGUACAUUUUUGUGUGGCUCCGCAUAUGGCCGAUGUUCUCCGACCCAACUGCCUUCGCAACUCCAGGCGAUAUAAUUGUCAAAGUUACCGCACAUGAGCAGGCACCAUCAACGGGAAUAGAGGUCCCUAUGUCGACAUGUACAACCUCCACCCACAGUGAUAGAGAGGAAAGCGAAAUCGGCCGACAAUUGCUUGACACUGCCUCGAUCAAUGUCACUCCCACCCUUGCAGACGAUGCAUUGCACUUUCAGGUCGGUAUCGCAGGUGAAGGCCAAUUGCUGGUCAGACUACCCAAGGUCGCCCUAAGUCGCAAGAAGCGGUCUCCGCUAUCUGUUGAGCUGAAGCGGAAGAAUCAGACCGUUCCCGUGUCCGUACAGGAGCUCUUUGAAGGGGUUUUCAGCGUCCACUUACAACCACGUGAUACUCAUGGCGAUAUUGAAGUCAACUUGACGAUGAGGAAACCUCACCUGAGUGAGACGUUCACUGUCUCCUUUCAAGACCGAUCGACCACUGAGUUUUCGCGCCUCAAGAAGCUCCUGAGCCUGCUGAUUGGACAUGACCAUGAGAAGGCGAGCAGCGCCUGGGCUGUUUGGAAGGGUGUGCGAGAACGGUUAAUCGUGGACGAUGAAGAUGAAGCUUCGUCGGCGAGGCAAGCCAGAGAAGGAAGGCAGAGACAAAAUAAACACAAUGCACCACGGGACUUCUUGGGCAUGUCGACACUUCUCGAACUCCAAUCGAGAUUGGGAAAGGGAACACAGUUUCUACAGGGUGAAAUGGCGCGCAUGACCGAAGGUUACGCGAUACCAGAAAUCAAACUCGGCGACGUACUGUCUGACGGACUCUCCAAUACUCGACUGCGCCUAUUGGAUACGGCAGAAUUUGUGAAGAUGCAAUUUGCCAUGCGUUUUACCAAGAGAGCAGCCCUUGAACAUCUGGCCGCUGCGCAAGGAAGAGCAAAACAGAUCGUGGCCAAGGCGGCAAGGAAAGUGAGGGCUUCAAAGGCACGAGUCUGA
This is a messenger RNA of Fonsecaea erecta, 2526 nucleotides long. RefSeq lists its product as hypothetical. NCBI's taxonomy places the organism in Eukaryota, Fungi, Ascomycota, Eurotiomycetes, Chaetothyriales, Herpotrichiellaceae. The record is from RefSeq and is a predicted model, not a curated record. The transcript has a single exon. The coding region runs from base 1 to 2526 and encodes 841 amino acids.